AUGCUGCGCACGAAUUCCACUGCUAUAGGACCACACAGUUUCGACUUACUCGAGCAGCAAGCCGGUAACGAUGAAAAUCUCCAGCAGAAUGCUUUCGCAAGCUUAUUUGGUUCGCAUCUUGAUGACGAGACUCCUUAUGAGCUUCAUACUGAACUUGUUGUCCGUAUUACUAUUCACUUUGAAGACGAUUCGACAUUGCUGCUCUCAGGGGUAUGCAAAGAUCUCGAUAGCUCAAAUUAUGAGCUGUUGUAUGAAUUCUCCGGUAUUCGGUCGACCGAUCCUGGAUUUCAACCUCCACAAGAGUUUUUUGGAGGGAUGCGAAUUCAUGAUAGCUAUGACGUGUACCUUACUGAAUUUUUGUCUGUUUAUUUUCUUGACCGUCUCACUAGCGAAUUUCUUGCAGUGAAUGAUGUUUAUGGGAUUACUGAUGCAAACAGCUUACCGGAAUUUUUUUCAAUUAUUAUUUUGCAUGCCAAGGCUGGUGAAAAUAGUAGAAUUGAUGUUGGUGAUAAUGAAAAUAAUAGUGAUCAUGAAAAUAAUGCUGCUAAUGACGAAACUGGCAGUGAUGACGGAAACGAUGGAACUGAGGGUGUUGACGAAGAUAAUAAUGGUGAUCAUGGAAAUGGCAGUGAUAACGGGGCCGGCGAUAGUAUUACCGAUUUGAAAAUACAGCUGUAG
This is a messenger RNA of Gongylonema pulchrum, 678 nucleotides long. NCBI's taxonomy places the organism in Eukaryota, Metazoa, Nematoda, Chromadorea, Rhabditida, Gongylonematidae. The record is from the annotation of a GenBank genome assembly.